AUGACCGAUUCAUUAAGUAACGUUUAUUGUCCCUUAGAUAUUUCCCAAAUAGCAUUUGUUGAAGAUUCUUCGGACUCUUCUGAUUAUAACAAUGAUAUCGAUAAUGAUAAUAAUAAUGAAGAGGAAGUUGACAUGAUAAAUAAACUAAAUCAAAUGAACAUUAAUAAUCAUCUCAUAAAUUAUAAUAACAAUAACUAUACUAAUAACAACAACAAUAAUAAUAACAGUAAUUUCACCAUAUUAAGAAAUAAUUCUAAUCCGAAUGUUGUGACAAAUUAUAAUUAUAGUUAUUUAUCCAAAAGAAAUACACAAUAUAAUAAUAACAUCCAUACAAACCUAUUAGGUAAGACUUUACAAAAAACUUCUUUUCAAAGACCAAAAAAUUCUUCAUAUCAAAGAUCAAAUUCAAGUGAUACCAGUAGUUUUCAUUCUAUAAGUUCAAAUUCAAAUUCAAAUUCUUUACCUUUCGAAAACAAUCAUACAAAAGGUUAUGUUACCAAGAGAAGACCCUCCAAUGUUUUUGAUAUUCAAUCAAAGAAAAAUCCAUCAUUAAAGCCUGACUUAAACCAUUCAAGUUCAUUCGAUUGCUUAGAUUUAGAUUCUUCACCAACAAAUUCAAAAAAUAAUAAACAUUUAUCAAAUCAAAAUCAUUAUAAUUAUUUGAAUACUAAUGAUUGGAAAAAUUUCGAUUUAUCAUCAGAUCCUUCAAAUUUUUUAAAUGAUAAUUUUAAUGCCCGCCAACAUUUAUUAUCUUCUUUAAAAAAUUCGAAUUCGAAUUCGAAUUCAAAUCAAAAUUCAAUAACAGCAUCUUUAAGUUCAAAUUCAAUUUCCGUUUCAAUUAAUAACUCAAUAAUUUCAAAUUCAAAUUCUAUAUCAUACCCUACAAAUACAAAUGAUGGUCAAAUUCAUAAAAUAAAAAGUACAGAACAAUCUUCUAUGCAAGAUUCUAUUCUAUCAAAAGGAAAUAAUACAACUUCAUUUUCAGGUACCAAGAUUCCCAAUUCUCAAGAGCUAGAACAUUUUACUUCACUUAAAUCUUCUUCGUUUGACCAUGAAAAAUUGAAUUCCAAGAAAAUUGUUAUUAAAAAUUUGAUCUCUACGGCUGUUAAUAAUGAUAAUAUUAAUGAAACAACUAAUGAAAUAAUCAAUGAAAUCACUAAUAACAGUAUCCCUAACAGCAUCCCUUCAAAAAGUAUUACUUCAAGAUCAGAAAUAACUGAUAUAACGACUUCUUUUGAUGGAAUAAGAUAUAAAAUAGUACUACAAUUAAACCCAAGGGAAAUUCAACUACUUCGCGAUUCUUGGGCUUUAAUGUUAAGCGAAGAAACUCCACCAAAUACAUUUUCUUAUUAUUAUCAUAAACUGAUCGGUGACCCAAAGAGAAAUGCCCGGAGAUCAACUUUACAAAAUAAAUCAGAUGAUGAAGAAUUAAUGACAAAUAAUGUUCCUAGAUCGAAUAAUAAGUUAGAUUCUAACGAUCCACUUUCAAAUGUCCCAAUUAAAAGAGGCCCUACUUUCACCACAGGAUCAUUAUUUUGCCAUCAAUUCUAUGAAAAUCUUGUUGCUAUGGAUCCUGAAUUAGAACAAUUAUUUCCCACAUUAAAACAUCAAUCUUCCGCAUUUGCAGGCGUCUUGAAUAAUGCUAUGUUAAAUUUAGAAAAUUUAGAAUCUAUGGAAGGUUAUCUAAGUAAUUUAGGGAAGAGACAUUCUAGAAUCUUUGGUAUUGAAACCCCCUAUUUCGAACUCUUGGGUGUGGCUUUUUUAAAGACUUUACAGGAUCGUGUUGGAUCCUUAUACACAUUUGAAUUGGAAAGAACUUGGUCAAGACUUUAUUCAUAUCUUGCUAAUUCUAUUUUACAAUUUGGAAUUGAUCCAGUUUUGAAGAUUGAUACAAAAAAUCAAAAUGUAGAAUUUCCAAUUCCAGAUCCGGAACAAAAUACAAAGACAACAAUCUCUAGUUAUUCUGAUAAAGAUCAAUUAAAUUUUUAUAAAAACAAAAUAAUUAGAUUAAAAGAAGAAACUUCACAUCCUUCAAUAACCAAGACGAAAUCAGAACCAAUAAAUGAACCCAAUAUAACUAUUAAAUCAUCUUCGUGGGAUAAUGAGAUGAAUAGAACCAAAGAAACACAACUGAAGAAUGGGAAAAAUAUACUUGAUUCAAAUUCUUUAAAUGAUUCUAAUAAAAAUAGAAACAUUAAGCAAUUAAAUCAAAAUACGUCUGGAUUGAAUUCAACCACAGCUUUAGCACAGCCAAACCUUCAAAAUAAAAAAGAUUCGAAAAAACUAUGUAUCAUAAUGUGA
This is a messenger RNA of Henningerozyma blattae CBS 6284, 2301 nucleotides long. RefSeq names its product globin. NCBI's taxonomy places the organism in Eukaryota, Fungi, Ascomycota, Saccharomycetes, Saccharomycetales, Saccharomycetaceae. The record is from RefSeq and is a predicted model, not a curated record. The transcript has a single exon. Gene Ontology annotation, molecular function: oxygen binding; FAD binding; heme binding. The coding region runs from base 1 to 2301 and encodes 766 amino acids. Gene Ontology annotation, cellular component: intracellular anatomical structure. Gene Ontology annotation, biological process: nitric oxide catabolic process; cellular response to nitrosative stress.